AUGCUGCCGUUCUACGUUCGCCACGAGGUCUCGGAAACACCCACAACCGACAAAUUGGUAUUGAUCUCGACAUUCGUAAAAUUUCUCAGAGUCAUUCCUCUUUCCCUUCCGCAUAGCAUUACCCUAACUUACCAACAUCUUUCACAUACUCCUAUGAUACCUUCCGAAGAAGCAAACGCUGCCCUCAAUGAUACUUUGACAGAUGUUCAAUCCCUCAUCAAACGAUGUAUGAAGUUAAAAGAAGGCGAUUCAGCGACGGCGUUGGCAUUGUCGGAUGAGAUUGCGAGGCGCUUGGCAAAAGAUUUAAAACUCUAUGGAGGGAGCGCAACAUUGUUCUCUCCACAGCUGCUGUCAUGCGCAGUGGUCGUACGGCAGUACACUAAAGGUGGCAUGUUUACAUCGUCGCCGGACUGGACAACCGUCGGCGACAAUGACCCACGCAUCAAGGAUCAUCCACGUUUCCAGAAGACUAUACAUUAUCGAGCUCCUACCGGUUCCGAAAAGACGGAACAUGAACUUGCCUCUCUCGCCCAGACGGAUGUACCACAAGCUGUCGUAUCAUUUCCAUCACUUGACGGUCUGGAAGGCAGUCCCAGGGCUGAUAUCCAGACUCCUGUAAAGCUUCUCCCCAGCACGGAGAAACCUCAACAUGCGAAUUCCUUGGAAACUGUUGGUGCUGCGGCACCUCAUUCUCCCCCGCUAACUUUAACGAAGGCCUCGGAACCGAUCACGGCUCUGCCCAUGUCAACGGCGCCCGCGAGGACGCCGGAGAAGACUGUUUUGACCCCCCCGCCAACUUUAACAAAGACCAUGGAACAGCUCAUUCCGGUGCCCACAUCAACGGCGCCAGCGAGGACGCCGGAGACGACUGUGCUGACUCCCUCACCAACUUUCACAAAGGCCUUAGAACCUCUCACUCCUCUGCCCAUAUCAAUUGCGCCCGCGAAGUCACCGGAGCAGUCUGUUGUGACUUGGGACCCAAAGACACGGGAGCAGACUCACAGACAACAUCGUAAUGAUAAAAAAAGGCAAGUGGAAGAUGAUGUCGCCGACGAAACGGAUAUCAUACAUAGGCCUGCCCCGCGUCCGUUAUCCCGGCAACCAAAAAGGAAGAAGAAGUUUAUGUCAGAUGAGGAAGAGGAGGCCCAGCCCCAUGGAACUAUAUAUGUGGCACGGAAGCAUCACGCACAGCAGCACGUGUCAUCAUCGACGGCUAGUGCAGUUGCAACAGGGUCAAAUGCAAUGUCUUCCGACGUGGUCGGUGAUAAGGGUUUCUGGGAUGUAGACACCAGGCCUGCCGGAUGGGGUAGGGAUUCCACCAUUGCCACUGCGGCAGAGUAUUCCGUUCGUCACCACCCCCGGAAGUGUGACAAAUGCGUGAAAUUAGAUGUACCUUGUAUCGUCCUCCCGGAUAAGAAGUACGGCUUCACAAGACUCGCAUGCGCGAACUGCGACGAGAUGAAGAUCACUUGCGCAAUCGAUGGUGUCGGUGUCCGGGAGAGGUUGCAGGCAAAGGCUAAGUCAACAGACACUGCUGUACACCUUCCCGCCAAACAUACUAAGACUCGAGCCCACAAGUUGCAGGCUGCCAAAUCACAGGCCAAACAUGUCCCGUCCAAGAAAGCACAACCAACAACUAGAUUCUCCCGUGCUGAGAAGAAGGUUGUACAUCAUUUGUUGGACGAUACAAUCACGGAACGACCGAUGGACCUCGUGAAAACACAUCCGGAUCCGCCAGCGAAACCCAACGUGCCGCAAUUGGAGCCUGCGUUGGCCCCGGCAACUGCCAAUUCAUCGACAUGCAUCCAGGAGACACAAGUCAGCUCAUCCGCACCCGGAAACCCACCGGAGCCUGAGCCAUCUGCAAGGGACAUAUUGCAUAGCAUACACGAUCUCGGCAAGCGUUUUGAUCUUCUUGCUACGAACGAGCGGGUGGACGCGAUCGACGAGAGGUUAGACUCGGUGGAGGAACGGCUUGAUGUCAGAUUGACUGUGCUGGAGCAACGGUUAAGCACAUCGGCCGAGCAGUGGAAAGCGACCUCGUCGACUGUGGGCAAUUUGUCCAUGAGCGUUCGGAAACAUAUAAACGAUGUUGCCGUUCAUCGGCAUCGGGAGCAUGUUGGUGGACGUAUAGCAUCACAACAAGACAAUGCGUCACAUCUGCCAUGGACAUUCCUGAAAUGCUGGUAG
Suillus discolor is the source of this 2190-nucleotide messenger RNA. RefSeq lists its product as uncharacterized. Bases 1 to 2190 code for a protein of 729 amino acids. NCBI's taxonomy places the organism in Eukaryota, Fungi, Basidiomycota, Agaricomycetes, Boletales, Suillaceae. The record is from RefSeq and is a predicted model, not a curated record. The transcript is spliced from 6 exons.